GUCCCGCGUGCGCUCGCGGUGAAAUCCGGUUGGUAGGUUACUGGUGCUAGGUAACCUGCGGCGUUUGUUUCGCUACUUUCAACCAAUGAAAUCGUCGCCAGCGUCGCUCUGUAAGCCAAUCAAAAUUCCAGGUUUGAGUGGCAGUUUAAAAAUCGUUCUUGCGGGUUCGGUCUCAAACUGCUGGUUAUCGGUUGUAGUGUGCACUGCGACAGGUCUCUAGAGCUGUACUUUAACACUCUAAGUAGUGUGCUUGUAUAGGGCGUAGGAAGGCGUUUGAGAUUCGGCCUGCUCAACUUUGGCUGCUGUCAGUAGAAGAGCUGGAACAGGUUUAUCUCGAGUAAAUUAGACUGUGUGUUCUUAAUAAUAAAUCUUUAACGGUGUUAUCGGACGGGGACGGCUGUAUAAGAUUAAGUGUUGUAGCUGCCACAAUGCCGUCCCGCACGGAGGAUUACGAAGUCCUCAGCACCAUAGGCUCCGGCUCGUACGGAAAAUGCCAGAAAAUUCGGAGAAAAUCCGACGGAAAGAUCCUGGUGUGGAAGGAGCUGGAUUACGGCACCAUGGCCGAGGUGGAGAAGCAGAUGUUGGUGUCGGAAGUGAACCUGCUGCGGGAGCUGAGACACCCUAACAUCGUCAGGUACUACGACCGCAUCAUCGACCGCACCAACGCCACGCUGUAUAUCGUGAUGGAGUUCUGCGAGGGUGGAGACCUGGCCACACUCAUAACCAAGUGCAUUAAAGAGAGGAGAUAUCUGGAGGAGGAGUUCAUCCUGCGCGUCAUGGCUCAGCUGUCUCUGGCGCUAAAGGAGUGUCAUGGCCGAAAUGAUGGCGGCAGCACCGUCCUUCAUCGUGAUCUGAAACCUGCUAACAUCUUCCUCGAUGCCAGGCAGAACAUAAAACUUGGAGAUUUUGGCCUGGCACGGAUACUUAAACACGACACAAGCUUUGCUAAAACUUUUGUGGGAACUCCGUAUUACAUGUCACCGGAACAAAUGAAUCGCAUGUCCUACAACGAAAAGUCCGACAUCUGGUCAUUAGGAUGUUUGCUGUAUGAGCUCUGUGCUUUGUCACCCCCUUUCACAGCCUAUAACCAGGAGGAACUGACCGAGAAGAUCAAUGUGGGGAAGUUCAGGAGGAUUCCGUACCGAUACUCGGAUGAGCUGAACACGCUGCUGUGCAGGAUGCUGCAUCUAAAAGAUUACCUGCGUCCCUCGGUAGAGUCGAUCCUCCAGAGCUCAUUGAUCUCCGCCUACGUGGCUCAGGAGCAGAAGGCGGCUCAGGCGAAGCAGCAGCGGGGGUCAUCUGAGCCGGAGCAGCCUAAACUGGAGGAACUGAAGCUGAAGGAGCAGGCAUUACGCCAGCGUGAGCAGGACCUCAAGGAGCGAGAAGAGAGGCUGGAGCAGAAGGAGCAGGAACUGUGCAUCAGGGAGAGACUAACAAACGAGAAGCUGGCCAGAGCAGAGAGUUUGAUGAAGGUGUAUAAUGGGUUGAGGCAGCAGAGGGCGCAGACUCCACUGUUUACAGAAGACCGAGAUAAGAGCAAGGACACAUCACCCGGAAAGAAGAAAGUCCAUUUUGCAGGCGACAGCAAAGAGAACAUGUGGCCCGAGCUGAGAGUCGGCUUCAGAUCUCAGGAGCGCGUGCUCGUCAAGAAACUGCAGGCGGUUAAUAUAGGACAAGCGGAAAGGAAUUAUCCACUGAAGUGCAGGCCUAUGCAGGGUAUUCGCUAACCCUGACGGACUGUAAACCCGUCCUGAGGAAUGACGCAUCUACUGAAGGCUGCAUUGAAAGCCUUGUAGAAAGAUUCCUUACAGGAAACAGAAUCAACCUUAGCUGGAAAUCUUGGCCUUGUUUUGAGCUCAUGCCUUUUCCUACAGCUUAACAUCAAGGAUUUCAAGACAUUUUAUUUAUGUUUUAGAAAGUGCAAUUUGGCCAAAGGUCCAACACUGGAUAAUUGAAUUUAAUGUUAGGUGUGUGUUUCUGAGAACGUGAGUACUGUGUGUGUGUGUGUGUGUGUGUGUGUGUGUGUGUGUGUGUGUGUGUGUGUGUGUGUGUGUGCAUGUUCGUGCUUAAUUUUAUUUUUAGUAGUGUGAAAAUUUUUUGUACAUUUUAUUGUGUAAAAUCAGAAGAAAACACUUUCUUGCACAAUA
Messenger RNA from Ictalurus punctatus (channel catfish), 2147 nucleotides. RefSeq names its product NIMA-related kinase 2 (gene nek2). Gene Ontology annotation, biological process: protein phosphorylation. The record is from RefSeq and is a predicted model, not a curated record. The transcript has 10 exons. Lineage: Eukaryota; Metazoa; Chordata; Actinopteri; Siluriformes; Ictaluridae. Gene Ontology annotation, molecular function: protein kinase activity; ATP binding. Bases 429 to 1727 code for a protein of 432 amino acids.